Messenger RNA from Lucilia cuprina (Australian sheep blowfly), 1277 nucleotides. RefSeq names its product lysophosphatidylserine lipase ABHD12. The coding region runs from base 1 to 852 and encodes 283 amino acids. Gene Ontology annotation, cellular component: endoplasmic reticulum membrane. The record is from RefSeq and is a predicted model, not a curated record. NCBI's taxonomy places the organism in Eukaryota, Metazoa, Arthropoda, Insecta, Diptera, Calliphoridae. Gene Ontology annotation, biological process: monoacylglycerol catabolic process; phosphatidylserine catabolic process. Gene Ontology annotation, molecular function: phosphatidylcholine lysophospholipase A1 activity; monoacylglycerol lipase activity. The transcript has 3 exons.
AUGUUAAAACAGGAUGCACAUGAAGACUUGCAGAAUGUAACCGAUAUUAAAGAUGAUAACUUAGAUGAAUUAGAGCCGGAGCUCAAAUCAACUUUUCCUAUAGUGAAUUCUGAAAAUGAACAACUUUUCUAUGAACGUCUAUUAAAAAUGCCCGAUAAUAAUAUUGUAUUGUAUUGUCAUGGCAAUACUGCAUCUAGAGGUUCAGGACAUCGCAUAGAUGUCUAUAAAUUAUUACGCAAUUUAGGCUAUCAUGUCAUAUCUUUCGACUACAGAGGCUAUGGUGAUUCGGAUGAUGUUUCACCUACAGAAGAGGGUGUUGUACGAGAUGCUUUGGCCGUUUAUUAUUACAUACGUAAUAUUACUACAAAUCCGGUAUUCAUAUGGGGUCAUUCCUUGGGUACGGGAGUUGCCACUAAUAUGUUGUCCAAACUGAAUAAUUUGGAUGAGAAGGGAGUUAGAGGAGUAAUUUUAGAGGCUCCCUUUACGAAUAUAAAAGAUGAAAUUAGAAUGCAUCCAUUUGCAAGGCCCUUUAAACAUUUACCCUGGUUUGAUCACACCAUCUCACGUCCCAUGUAUGCAAAUUCUUUGCGCUUUGAAUCCGAUCAACAUAUCAGCGAAUUUAGACAACCCAUUUUAAUUGUACACGCUGAAGAUGACUAUGUAGUGCCCUUCCAGCUGGGCUAUAGACUGUAUCGCAUAGCUUUGGAUACACGAGGCAAAGCCUGGGGUCCCGUAGAAUUCCAUCGCUUUGAAGGUUCCCGUAAAUAUGGUCACAAAUUCAUAUGUCAUGCUCCCGAGUUGCCCGAUUUAAUUAAGAAUUUUAUAAACAAUUAUCGUAAUGAAAUUUUUUAAGGCAUUUUUUCUCAUCCACAAUGAAAAACAUAAGCAAAAUUCAUUUGUAAUUCCCUAAUCUAGUAUAUAUUACAAUAUACUAUCUAUCUCUUCACUAGCUUUAAGUAAUAUUUUCAAUGGAAGUUUAGCUUUAAAGAAAAUUUGAAAAAUUAUUUUUUAAAAUUUAUUAGAAAUUAAAAGAAAUGUUAUUGGCCUACCCUGUUUGGUGUUUAAAUUCUGUUUAUAAUUUAAAAUUUGCAAAUUAAUUUUUAAUAACAAUGUAUGUAUUAUGAACAAAAAAAAAUAAUACUCAAAUCUCUAAAAAAGAGAUUUGUUUAUUUUUUCAAAAAGUUUUUGUAUGAUAUUUUCUAAGUCAUUAGUAUUAAAUAAAUUCUAUUCUAGAGUAUUUAGAUGUGCAUCAAAAAAUAAAAGGAAAUCAAUAAAAA